Molecule: messenger RNA, 233 nt
Organism: Ambispora leptoticha
Lineage: Eukaryota; Fungi; Glomeromycota; Glomeromycetes; Archaeosporales; Ambisporaceae
Source: the annotation of a GenBank genome assembly
UUGUAAAUACUGCUUAUGCAUUGCUUGCUUUAAUGGCAGGUAAAUAUCCAAAUGAGAAACCAAUUAAACGUGGUAUACAGCUGAUCGCUUCACGGCAAUGCCCGACAGGUGAAUGGAAGCAAGAAGCUAUAGAAGGAGUAUUUAACAAGAAUUGUGCAAUUAGUUAUCCAAAUUAUAAAUUUAUUUUUACAAUUUGGGCAUUAGGCAAAUAUGCCAAAAUUUACAAUAAUCCU